AUGCGACUGACGAAAUCACAUGAAACAAACAUUAUUCAAGGAGACUUUAAUGCAAAGGUUGGAAGAGGAGAAGUUCAAGGAGUUGUGGGCCAGUAUGGACUAGGUGAAAGAAAUGAUAAAGGAGAUCGACUAAUACAAUUCUGUCAAGAAUAUAAACUAAAGAUUUCAAACACUUUGUUCAAUCUACCACCUUGUAGACUAUAUACGUGGAAAUCUCCAUCUGAUACUUCUGAUAACAUUAUCAGAAAUCAAAUAGACUUCAUCCUAAUUAAUGAUCGUUUUUGCUCUUCAGUUAAGAAAGUUACAACUUACCCAGGCGCAGAUGUACCAUCUGAUCAUAAUCUUCUAAUGGCGAAAAUUUGCAUAAGAUUAGCAUCAAAUCGCAGAAAGAAACCAAAGCUUAAACUCAACUUAGAAAAACUACGAAAAGAUGACAUAAAAUGUUCAUUAAAAAAUAAUCGCAUUAGUAAUAUUGAUUCUAGGAAUCCAAAUAAUAUAUGGGAACAACGAUAUAUGGGACAACGAUUACAUCUUCAUCAAAAGAAACUCUUGGAUCAUAUAGGAAGGAAAUAA
Teleopsis dalmanni is the source of this 573-nucleotide messenger RNA. Its product is annotated as craniofacial development protein 2-like. The transcript has a single exon. Gene Ontology annotation, biological process: chromatin remodeling. The coding region runs from base 1 to 573 and encodes 190 amino acids. The record is from RefSeq and is a predicted model, not a curated record. Gene Ontology annotation, cellular component: nucleus. Lineage: Eukaryota; Metazoa; Arthropoda; Insecta; Diptera; Diopsidae.